AUGACGAACAACUACACCGUCGGUUCCUUGCUCUGUUCGGCAGAGAAUUUGGUAUCUCCCGAUAUCUUCGGUACCCAGGUUCUCAAUAUCAGCGCAUCCAUGGUUACCAAUUUCACGACCAGUGUUCCGGGGGAUUUCAACUUCCAUCAUGGCCCAGCCGAAGUUGAAGACGUGGAUUUCUGCAACAUCACCGUCUCCUACACGCAUCCCGGCCAAGAUGACAUGGUCACUGUCGAGGCUUGGCUUCCUAUCAAUUGGAACGGCCGACUGCAGGCCGUUGGGGGCGGUGGAUUGGUCGCUGGACGUUAUGCGCUCUCCGAUGCUCAAAUGUCCGGCGCUGUGGGCGAGGGGUACGCAACUACCACAACUGACGCUGGACAGCAGGGAAAGCUUGCCACCGAAUGGGGCUCCCUAAGCCCAGGCAAUGUCAACCUCUACCUGUUCCAGAACAUGAUGACAACCUCUCUUAACGAACAAGCCAUAAUUGGCAAGAGCCUCGUCAACAGCUUUUACGGCCGGAAGCCAGAGUUCUCCUACUUUAGUGGCUGCUCGCAAGGUGGUCGCCAGGGUCUCAUGCUUGCCCAACGCUAUCCUGAUGCAUAUGACGGCAUUGCUUCCUCGGCCCCAGCUAUCAACUGGAAUCAGUUCAUCAACGGCAUUUUCUGGCCACAGCUUAUCAUGAACAUGAUGGGCGAAUACCCAGCACCCUGCGAGUUGCAAGAGAUUGCUAUGGCAGCUACAGCCGCAUGCGAUGGACAAGACGGCGUCCUUGACGGCAUAGUAUCUGAUGUCGGCUCGUGCAAGUUUGACCCCUUCCACCUCGUAGGCACCACCUUCGACUGUGCUGGCACACAGAUGAAGAUAUCCGAGGCCGCGGCUGUCGUAUCUAACGCAACCUGGGCGGGUCCCAAAUCCGUUGAGGGUAACUUUCUGUGGUACGGUAUAGCGCCCGGAGCAAAUAUCACCGCCAUUGAUGGCGUUGGACAGGGACCCGCCAUCACCACGUGUCUGGGUAAUGGUACUUGUACUGGAGUCCCAUUCUCUGUCUACACGGAUUGGGCCUCCGUUUUUGUCGAGCGCAACCUCAGUAUGAGUUUCACCACCCUUACGCAUGAUGAUUAUGACCGUAUCUUCAAGUCGUCGCUCCUUCAAUACUCUCAUAUCAACGGAGACGACACCAACCUGGCACCGUUCUUCCAACGAGGCGGUAAGAUCCUGGGGUACCACGGCACGCUUGACGCCCUCAUCCCUCUUCAGGGCACUUUGCAGUACUACGACUCUGUCUCGGCCGUCGUUCCUGAUAUUCACGAUCAUUACCGAAUGUUCGAAGCGCCCGGUGUCGGCCACUGUUAUGGAGGACACGGAGGACAGCCUCAAACCACCUUCGAUGCCCUACGAGCGUGGGUAGAGAACGGGACUGUACCGGACACCCUGCCGGUCAGCUAUACUGACAAGAACGGAACGUUGAACAGCAGGUUCCUCUGCCCCUACCCUAAAAAGGUCCGGUAUAAUGGUCGGGGUAACACUGCACUUGAGACUAGCUAUACUUGUGAGGUCUAA
Molecule: messenger RNA, 1560 nt
Organism: Fusarium pseudograminearum CS3096
Lineage: Eukaryota; Fungi; Ascomycota; Sordariomycetes; Hypocreales; Nectriaceae
Exons: 2
Coding region: 1-1560 (519 amino acids)
Source: RefSeq, a predicted model, not a curated record